Protopterus annectens (West African lungfish) is the source of this 2124-nucleotide messenger RNA. Its product is annotated as CD276 antigen-like. Gene Ontology annotation, cellular component: external side of plasma membrane. The record is from RefSeq and is a predicted model, not a curated record. The transcript has 5 exons. Bases 368 to 1216 code for a protein of 282 amino acids. NCBI's taxonomy places the organism in Eukaryota, Metazoa, Chordata, Ceratodontiformes, Protopteridae. Gene Ontology annotation, biological process: cellular response to lipopolysaccharide; cell surface receptor signaling pathway; positive regulation of T cell proliferation.
GGUCCCUUCAGCCGACGACCGCCACCCGCAGGGUGGGUUUCUUAUUUUCAAUAUAACCUAGUUUUUUGCUAAAUUAAAAAGGUCUUUUUACAGUAUUGGUGUUAAAUAUACUGUUUCAAGAUAAUAUUUAGGUAUUUCAGAUUCAAAAGUAUUUUAUGCAAGAAAGGAAAAAUAACCUAGGGAAACAGGAUGGAAUUUCCAGCGUAUACAGGUGCAUUUGGAAAUCCCCCCCGGGGAAGAUAAAAUGGGUGCAUAAGUGAUGACUUGUCAGAAGCCUUUUCUCUAAGAAGUUGUGUGAAUUUACAAAUCUGCUGGGCACAUUUUGGAGCGUCUUCAGACCAUUAUUUGAUCUUACUGUCUUGUUGAUAUGAUCCCCUUUUACACCUGUUUACCGAUUCUUCAGCUCCUUGCAUCUUCAGUUGCUUUCCAGGUACAGAUGCCAAGCAAAGUGCUAACAGUUGUUCAUGGACAGACUGUUGUACUAGGUUGCAUUUUUGCAGCUGACGGAAAUUCAUCAACAGAGCAAAUAAUUGUCACAUGGCAGCGAGGAACAGAAGUUGUCCACAGCUACUACUACGAUAAAGAUCAGCUUGAUAAGCAGGAUUUGCAUUUUGCCAAUCGCACUAGUCUGUAUCCAGCACAGUUUAAAAAUGGGAAUGCUUCCCUAAAGUUAGAAGGGGUGCAUCCUGAAGAUGCUGGCACAUAUAAGUGCUACGUCAGCAAUUUACAAGGGAGUGAUUUUGCGACUGUUGUACUCAAAACAGCAGCCUAUUACACAGAACCACAUUUACUGAUCAAGGCUCAGAAGACAAGUGUCACCUUUGUAAUGGAGUCAGAAGGGUACCCCAUUGCUGACUUUUCUUGGCACAGAGGAGAAGAUUUUCUUACUGAUAUUGGAACUGGGAAUUUCUCCUCUGUUAAUGACAGGGGCCUUUUGACUGUUAAGAGUGUACUCGAGGUAAAAGACUUGUCGUUGCUCCACAACUACACAUUUGUAUUGAGAAAUGAAAUCCUGAAUCAGACACUGACCAGAACAGUACAUUUCUCCACAGAGUUAUUGGCUGAAUCUUCAGUUAAUGGAGUGGCUGUUACUGCCUGUAUUUUAAUGCUUCUUCUGCUCAUUAUAUUAUUAUUUACAAAAAAAUACCAAACUUGUAAGUCAGUGAAUCGUAACGAAAGGCACAGGAGUGCCUUCAACAGAGAAAACUUAGUAUAAACUUUCCCUUCGAGUCUGGAUUGGUAAGACUGAGGUGCUAGUUCACAACACUAAGAAAACAUGCUUUCAUUAUGGGGACCAUUUGUGUAAUUUUAACAUUAAUGAAAAGAGGUUAGUACGGUUCUGUAGCAAAACUGUGAGCUGGCCUAGUGCAGUGCUGUAGCUCAGGACCAGAAUGCAUCGCAGCGUCUGAUGAAAGGAAUGCAGGAUGAGUACUGCUGGCACUUUAGAUGCAGUCAGACUCCAAUUUAAUAUUUUCCACUGUCCUGUUGUAUUGUGUAUGAUCUGCACUUCAAAGAAUUCCACAUAUUGCUCUUGUUUUGUGGUCUAUCGGAAUACAGAUGGUAUUGCAUAUGGCUUGUGUCCUUGGUUCUGAAACUCCUCUGUGGCUUCUGUAAAGGUGAAGAUGUCAGGACGUUUUAAAGACUACGUGAAUACCUUUGCUAUACAGAGUCCAGUUUUUCUUAAUAGGAAUGACAUGUAACACCACGUUCUUAACUUAAUGUGAAAAAAAUGCAGCCAAUCCUCUGGAAUGUUAGUGUUUUAAGCAUGAAUGGGCAUGUGUGUAUGAAAAGGUAGAGUUUUAAUGCAGCAGUUACAAACCAUAAUGGCAGCAAAGCCAUAAGGAAAAUAAAUAAGCUUUAUGUUCUGUAUUUUGCAGUAAAUGUAUUACUUGGUAGUAAUACCACUGUUUAACUUAGAUGAGUUAUGUGUUUUAAGUGCUAUCUUUAUUUGUGUAUUUAUUUGUGUGUUAUGAAAUAUUUAAGCGAGUGGUUUAUUUUUUUAAUUGUGUAUUAGUGAUACAGAAGAAAGAAUAGAGAGUACAGUGUAAGAGUGUCAAACUAUAUUUUUACUGCAAUUUUAGUCUUGUUCACUCUAGUCUUUGACAAAUAAAAUAUAUUUUUCUA